Molecule: messenger RNA, 711 nt
Organism: Anneissia japonica
Lineage: Eukaryota; Metazoa; Echinodermata; Crinoidea; Comatulida; Comatulidae
Exons: 1
Coding region: 1-711 (236 amino acids)
Source: RefSeq, a predicted model, not a curated record
AUGGUAAGAAAUGGAUCAAGGCAAUGGGAAUCGUACUUAUCAUCCGCGAACCCUGAAGCUGAGGACUCUCCUAAGCAGUGGUCUCAAAUCAAAGCAGACAUUAAAAACGCAGUUCUUGCAGAUCGUAAGAAAUUAUGGUCUGACUAUAUCAAACCCCUUGUUAAGCAGGGUGAAGUACUUAAAUUAAUUGAGCUUGAAUCAUGUGACCUAACAUGGAGAUCGAUCAUCUAUGAUAUGCCACAGAAAGUCCUCAGCUUCGCGGUUCGAGCCUCAAUCGAUUUCUUGCCUACAAUGAGCAACCUUAAAACUUGGGGUAAACGUACUACUGAUGUCUGUAAACAUUGUGGUAAUAGAGAGACUUUGAAUCACGUCCUUAACUCAUGCAAAGUGUAUCUGGACCAGGGUAUAUUUACAUGGCGUCACACUUCGAUCAUCCACCACUUGUUGGCAUUCAUCCGUGAAUUUCGGCCGGAGGGGGAGGUCUUUGCUGAUGUCAAGGGUCUUUCUAUUGCUGGAGUAACUAUUCCUCCUGAAAUACUUUGUACUAAUCUUAAGCCAGAUAUAGUUUUGGUCAAUAGAUCUGACAAAAAUAUUGAUAUCUUUGAGUUAAGCGUCCCUUUUGAACCCAAUAUUGGUAAAGCUCACAUUUAUAAAUCCGACAAAUAUGAUCUUCAAUCAAAAGGUUACUCUAGCAAACAAUUUUGCGUCUAG